AUGAACGAGAGCGCCGGUCCAAUUAUAUGCAAGAAAAGGUCCAAUUCACAGUUUCUUCUUCGAUUUCUCUCUUCUGGCUCUCUCUCUCUCUCCUCCCUUUCUCUCUCUAUAUAUAUUCAUAUAACACUACUCCUAUCUAUCUAUCUAUCUAUCUAUCUAUCUAUCUAUCUAUCUAUCUCAUUCUAUUCAUAUCUAUCUAUCUAUCUAUCUAUCUAUAUCUAUCUAUCUAUCUAUCUAUCUAUCUAUCUAUCUCAUUCUAUUCAUAUCUAUCUAUCUAUCUAUCUAUCUAUCUAUCUAUCUCAUUCUAUUCAUAUCUAUCUAUCUAUCUAUAUAUAUAUCUCAUUCUAUUCAUAUCUAUCUAUCUAUCUAUCUAUCUAUCUAUCUAUCUAUCUAUCUAUCUAUCUAUUUCAUUCUAUUCCUGUCUAUUUCUCUCUCUCUCUAUCUAUCUAUCUAUCUAUCUAUCUAUCUAUCUAUCUCAUUCUAUUCAUAUCUAUCUAUUUCAUUCUAUUCCUAUCUAUUUCUCUCUCUCUCUCUCUCCCUCUCUAUCUAUCUCAUUCUAUUCAUAUCUAUCUAUCUCAAUCUAUCUAUCUAUCUAUCUAUCUAUCUAUCUAUCUAUCUAUCUAUCUAUCUAUCUCAUUCUAUUCCUAUUUAAAUUGUACUCUAUUCUCAUCCCUCUUUCUUUCUGUUAUUUUCAUCCUUCUUUCUUUCCUGCUUUUUCUUCUUUCUUCUUUCUUUUUUCUUUCUUUCUUUUUUUCUAUUAUUCUCAUCCUUCUCUUUUCUUCUUUCUUUCCUUCAUUCUUUCACGCUUUUCUAUUCUUUCUUUCUUUCUUUCUUUCUUUCUUUCUUUUCGUUCUAUCUUUUUUCCUAUCAUUUCUCUUUCUUUCUGCCUUUCUUAUCUUUUGUCCUUCUUUCUUUCUUUCUUUCUUUCUUUCUUUCUUUCUUUCUUUCUUUCUUUCUAUUCUUUCUUUCUUUCUUUCUUUUAGUUCUAUCUCUUUUCCUAUCAUUUCUCUUUCUUUCUGUCUUUCUUAUCAUUUGUCCUUCUUUCUUUCUUUCUUUCUUUCUUUCUUUCUUUCUUUCUUUCCCCCCCACUUUCUUAUACUUUUAACCAACUACAUCUUUCUUCGUUUCCCUUACUUCCUUCGUAAUUGA
Acanthosepion pharaonis is the source of this 1149-nucleotide messenger RNA. The record is from the annotation of a GenBank genome assembly. NCBI's taxonomy places the organism in Eukaryota, Metazoa, Mollusca, Cephalopoda, Sepiida, Sepiidae.